UCAAUGUCCUUCGAUUAGCUAUUCAAGCUUUCAAGACCACAAGUUCAAGGAUAAGAAGAACAUAAAGAGUUCGUAGUAGAACUGAGAAGGAAAAAAAAAAAAAAAAAAGAAAAGAAUAGAGCUGAAAAAUGAAAAAGUCCGAGUUGGUGUUCAUUCCAUGGCCGAUGGUCGGCCACCUGGUCUCAACGGUCGAAAUUGCCAAGCGCCUAAUUGACCAAGAUGAUCGAAUUUCGGUCACAAUUCUCUGCAUCAAGUUGUGGUUAACUCCAUUUGCAGAUGAAUUCACCAAGUCUCUUGUUGGCUCAGAAACUCGAAUCAAGCUCAUAGACAUCCCCGAACCGCCUUCUUCAGAGCUACUGAUAAAGACAAGAAAAGACUAUUUUUAUCUUUACGCAGAAAGUCUUGUCCCUCAAGUGAGAAACACUCUCAAACACAUUAUUAUGUCAUCUCAAUCGAACUCAAUCCAAGUUUCAGGUUUGGUUCUUGAUUUCUUCUGUAUGCCUAUGUUGGACGUUGCCAAUGAACUCGGUCUCAAUAGUUAUAUUUUCUUUACUUGUAACUUGGGAUUUCUUAGUUUCUUUCUUCACCUUCCGACUUGCCAUGACCUGAUCGGCUCUGAGUUCAAAGACUCGGAUCCUGAUCUUAUAUUACCAGGUUUCGCGAAUCCAGUGCCUGUAAGACUUAUACCUGCGCAUCUGUUUACCAAGGAUGGUUACUCCUUAAUGCUUAAACUUGCUCAGAGGUUCAGAGAGACAAAAGGAAUUUUAGUAAACUCUUUUGUUGAACUGGAGUCUCAUGAUAUAGUUGAAUCGUUGAUUAGUGAUGGGAAAACGCCUCCACUCUACAUGAUUGGACCAGUGGUUGACCUCGAGGGUCUACCCCACCCAAGCGCAGAUCAAGCUCAACAGGAAAACAUCAUGGAAUGGCUCGACGAGCAACCCGAUUCCUCCGUUCUGUUCCUCUGCUUUGGAAGCGUUGGAUGCUUCUUUGGAGCGUCCCAAUUGAUAGAGAUUGCGCUCGGGCUUGAACGUAGCGGAUACAGAUUCUUGUGGUGUGCAACAUCACAAAAACCUUUCAGAAAUGUUCAAGAGGAGAUCACUUUUCCUGAAGGAUUCUUGGAGAGGACUAAAGGGAGAGGGAUUGUCUGUGAGUGGGCGCCGCAAGUGGAGGUCUUGGCUCACAAAGCGGUCGGAGGGUUUGUGUCGCAUUGCGGGUGGAAUUCCAUAUUGGAGAGCUUGUGGUGUGGCGUGCCGAUUGCUACUUGGCCUAUUUAUGCAGAGCAGCAGCUGAAUGCAUUUAGGAUGGUAAGAGAAUUUGGAUUGGCAGUGGAGUUGAGAUUAGAUUACAAAUACGAUAGAGAUGUCGUGAUGGCGGAGGAGAUUGAGAUGGCAGUAAAACGUCUUAUGGAAGGUGAGAGUGAGGUGAGGAAGAAGGGAAAAGAGAUGAGCAAGAUGGCUAGGAACGCCGUGGCGAAAGGUGGGUCUUCCUUUAAUGCACUCGGACAACUGAUAGCAGAUGUCGUUAGGAGCAUGUAACCUAGUUUUUAGUUUUAAUUAUCAUAAUGAUGUCUUGGGCUAUUUUCUUCCUUUUCUUGACCGUGUUAC
Molecule: messenger RNA, 1604 nt
Organism: Morus notabilis
Lineage: Eukaryota; Viridiplantae; Streptophyta; Magnoliopsida; Rosales; Moraceae
Product: UDP-glycosyltransferase 71K1
Exons: 1
Coding region: 129-1535 (468 amino acids)
Molecular function (GO): UDP-glycosyltransferase activity
Source: RefSeq, a predicted model, not a curated record